AUGGUGGAGUCGUUGCAGUGGGGAGCCCAACCACCCCUGGUCCAGGCCAUCUUUAGCCGAGAUGUGGAGGAAGUGCGUUCCCUCCUCUCGCAGAAGGAGAACAUCAACGUGCUGGACCAAGAGAGGCGAACCCCGCUGCAUGCUGCUGCCUACGUAGGCGAUGUCCCCAUCCUCCAAUUGCUACUGAUGUCAGGUGCUAAUGUCAACGCUAAGGACACACUGUGGCUGACCCCUCUUCAUCGGGCUGCUGCCUCCCGAAAUGAGAAGGUGCUGGGGCUGCUGCUGGCACAUUCAGCAGAUGUGAAUGCCCGAGACAAGCUGUGGCAGACACCACUGCACGUGGCGGCUGCCAACCGGGCCACCAAGUGUGCUGAGGCCCUGGCACCCCUUUUGAGCAGUCUCAACGUGGCUGACAGGAGCGGACGCAGUGCCUUGCACCAUGCAGUGCAUAGUGGGCAUCUUGAGGUGAGGACUGCUCCCAGGCAUCUGGAGGUCUUGAAGCUGCUGGUGGCUCGGGGGGCAGACCUGGGCUGCAAGGACCGCAAGGGCUAUGGGCUGCUCCACACGGCCGCAGCCAGUGGCCAGAUCGAAGUGGUGAAGUACCUGCUCCGCCUGGGAGCCGAGAUCGACGAGCCCAACGCCUUCGGAAACACAGCUUUGCACAUCGCCUGCUACCUGGGCCAGGACGCCGUGGCCGUCGAGCUGGUGAACGCAGGAGCCAAUGUCAACCAGCCGAACGACAAGGGCUUCACGCCGCUGCAUGUCGCUGCGGUCUCCACCAACGGCGCGCUCUGCUUGGAGCUGCUGGUCAAUAACGGGGCCGAUGUCAACUACCAGAGCAAAGAAGGGAAGAGCCCUCUGCACAUGGCUGCGAUCCACGGCCGCUUCACCCGCUCCCAGAUCCUCAUCCAGAAUGGCAGCGAGAUUGAUUGUGCCGACAAAUUUGGGAACACGCCACUGCACGUGGCUGCUCGCUACGGCCACGAGCUGCUCAUCAGCACCCUCAUGACCAAUGGCGCGGACACCGCCCGGCGCGGCAUCCACGACAUGUUUCCCCUGCACUUAGCUGUUCUCUUCGGGUUCUCUGACUGUUGUCGUAAGCUUCUUUCCUCAGGUCAGCUGUACAGCAUCGUAUCUUCACUCAGCAACGAGCACGUACUUUCAGCUGGGUUUGACAUCAACACGCCUGACAACCUCGGCCGCACCUGUCUUCAUGCUGCUGCUUCUGGAGGGAGGAUCCAACAGGCUGGCUUUGGGCUGCCCUGGGAUCCGGCCCUGAUCCUUGUACUCGCCCUCCUCCCUCUCCUCCCCCUCAGGACCCCACUGCACUAUGCGGCCGCCAACGGCAGCUACCAGUGUGCCGUCACGCUGGUGACCGCGGGGGCCGGCGUCAACGAGGCUGACUGCAAAGGCUGCUCUCCCCUCCACUAUGCUGCCGCCUCCGACACCUACAGGAGGGCGGAACCCCACUCAGCUUCCAACCACGAUGCUGAAGAGGACGAGCCACUGAAGGAGUCCCGUAGGAAGGAGGCCUUCUUCUGUCUGGAGUUCUUACUGGAUAAUGGUGCGGACCCCUCCCUGCGGGACAGGCAGGGCUACACAGCUGUGCACUAUGCAGCCGCCUAUGGCAACAGACAGAACCUCGAACUGCUCUUAGAAAUGUCCUUCAACUGCCUGGAGGACGUGGAGAGCGCCAUCCCAGUCAGCCCUUUGCACUUAGCUGCCUACAACGGUCACUGUGAAGCCCUGAAGACACUGGCCGAGACGCUGGUGAACCUGGAUGUCAGGGACCACAAGGGCCGGACCGCGCUCUUCCUGGCCACCGAGCGAGGCUCUACUGAGUGUGUGGAGGUGCUGACGGCCCACGGCGCCUCUGCCCUCAUCAAGGAGCGCAAACGCAAGUGGACCCCCCUGCACGCUGCUGGUGAGCACCACGCCAGGCCUGGGGGCGCGGGGGAUGAGAUGGCAGUGACUGGCUGCGAGGACUGCCUGGCUGCCCUGCUAGACCACGACGCAUUUGUGCUGUGCCGAGACUUCAAGGGCCGCACGCCCAUUCACCUGGCCUCCGCCUGUGGCCACACUGCAGUCCUGCGGACCCUGCUGCAGGCUGCCCUGUCCACAGACCCAUUGGACGCGGGGGUGGAUUACAGCGGCUACUCGCCCAUGCACUGGGCCUCCUACACUGGACACGAAGAUUGUCUGGAGUUGUUACUUGAACACAGCCCGUUUUCAUACCUGGAGGGAAACCCCUUCACUCCUUUGCACUGUGCAGUGAUUAAUAACCAGGACAGCACCACCGAGAUGCUGCUGGGAGCUCUGGGUGCCAAGGUGGUGAAUAGCCGAGAUGCCAAAGGAAGGACCCCCCUUCACGCCGCUGCCUUCGCGGACAACGUCUCUGGGCUCCGGAUGCUGCUGCAGCAUCAAGCCGAGGUGAACGCCACCGACCACACCGGCCGCACGGCGCUCAUGACAGCGGCUGAGAACGGGCAGACCGCUGCUGUGGAAUGUCUGCUGUACCGAGGGAAGGCAGACCUCACUGUGCUGGAUGAGAGCAGGAACACGGCCCUCCACUUGGCUUGUAGCAAGGGCCAUGAGAAGUGUGCCCUUAUGAUCCUGGCAGAAACCCAAGACCUUGGCCUUAUCAAUGCCACCAACAGCGCACUACAGAUGCCACUCCACAUCGCUGCCCGGAAUGGUCUUGCCUCUGUGGUGCAGGCCUUGCUGAGUCGGGGGGCAACAGUGCUGGCUGUGGAUGAAGAAGGUCACACCCCAGCACUGGCCUGUGCCCCCAACAAAGACGUGGCAGACUGCCUGGCCUUGAUUCUUUCCACCAUGAAGCCUUUCCCACCCAAGGACGCUGUCAGUCCUUUCAGCUUCAGCCUGCUCAAGAACUGCGGCAUCGCAGCAGCCAAGACGGUGGGUGGCUGCGGGGCCCUGCCCCACGGGGCCUCCUGCCCCUACAGCCAGGAGCGGCACGGCGCCAUUGGGCUAGAUGGCUGCUACUCGGAGUAGCCCCCUCCAGUGCCCCUCUCCCUGCCAGUGGCUUGAUAUCUUAUUCUAUUUAUUUAGAAAAAGUCUAUACAUUUAGGGCACUUUAAAGGAGAACACGACUGGGCGG
Echinops telfairi (small Madagascar hedgehog) is the source of this 3118-nucleotide messenger RNA. RefSeq names its product ankyrin repeat domain 52 (gene ANKRD52). The transcript has 24 exons. The record is from RefSeq and is a predicted model, not a curated record. NCBI's taxonomy places the organism in Eukaryota, Metazoa, Chordata, Mammalia, Afrosoricida, Tenrecidae. Gene Ontology annotation, molecular function: protein binding. Bases 1 to 3012 code for a protein of 1003 amino acids.